Molecule: messenger RNA, 1419 nt
Organism: Lactuca virosa
Lineage: Eukaryota; Viridiplantae; Streptophyta; Magnoliopsida; Asterales; Asteraceae
Source: the annotation of a GenBank genome assembly
AUGAGAAAGCCACGUGCAAUACUUGUACCUUAUCCAGCACAAGGUCAUGUAAUCCCCAUGAUGGAGCUUAUGCAACGAUUAGUAAAAUAUGGUGUCAAAGUUACAUUUGUUAACACGAAUUUCACUCACAAAUUGGUUACAGAUGCGUUCUCUGAAGAUGAGAAGUUGAAUGAUUUAGCAAGUCUUGUGUCACUACCAGAUGGAUUGGAAACAGGAGAGGAUAGAAACGAUUUUGUCGGUGAGAAGAUGAAAAUAAGAAAAGCAGCCUUCUGGCCUGCAGCAGCUAUAACCUUGGCCUCACUAUUUUGCAUCCCUAAGUUGCUUGAAGAUGGAAUCAUAGAUAACAAGGGGACUCCCUUGAAGAAGAAAAUGGUUCAACUAUCACCAACCAUGCCUGGUAUAAGCUCUUUAGAGUUUACAUGGCUGGGAAUUGGCGACUUAAAGACACAAGAAACACUUUUUAAUUUGAUGGUAAAAGCCAGUGAGUUUGUGACACUGGCAGACUUCACAAUUUGCAAUUCAACUUAUGAAUUGGAGAAAGGAACAUUUACUUCAUAUCCUGAGAUAUUGCCAGUAGGUCCACUACUGGCAAGCAAUAGAGUGGCCAAUCAGAUUGGCCACUUUUGGAAAGAGGACUCAACGUGCCUGGCAUGGCUUGACCAACAGCCAGCACGUUCAGUCAUCUAUGUUGCAUUUGGAAGCUUCACACUUUUUGACCUUACCCAAUUUGAUGAGCUGGCACAUGGACUGGAAAUGACGAAUAUGCCUUUCCUGUGGGUUGUGCGGUCUGACAUGGUUAAAGAUAUGAAAAAUGACGGAUACAAUGAUAGAAUAAAGAGUCGUGGGAGAAUAGUGGGGUGGGCCCCACAGCAGAAGGUUUUGAAUCAUCCUUCUGUUGGUUGCUUUGUGAGCCAUUGUGGUUGGAACUCUGUGUUGGAAGGUGUUAGUAGUGGUUUACCAUUUAUGUGUUGGCCUUACUUUUCUGAUCAGUUUGCGAAUCGGAUGUACAUUUCUGAUGUUUGGAAGACUGGAUUGGUGUUUGAUAAAGAUAAAAGUGGUAUUGUUUCAAGAGAAGAAAUCAAGAAUAAGAUCGAGCAGCUACUAGGAAAUGAUGAAUUCAAGGUUAGGGCGAUUGAUCUUAAAGAAAAGGUUGCAGUUGCUGUAAGCAAAGGUGGCCACUCUGAUAAGAACUUCGGCAACUUCAUUGACUGGAUACAGGAAAAAGAUACUUAGUCUGUGGGAAGUUUAGAGAAUUAAUGGUCAUUUUACAUGGGUUUAGUGCCACUUAGAAAUAUAUAUAGUUAUUUAUAGUAAAGGGUUUUGGAGUAGUAAAGGUUGUUGUAUCUUUGUUCUCUAUUAUGGCUUGUAUAUGUAUGAGUCUUUAACCUCGCUAUGAACAUACAAGAAAUCCUUCCAGAA